Podarcis muralis (Common wall lizard) is the source of this 3179-nucleotide messenger RNA. Lineage: Eukaryota; Metazoa; Chordata; Lepidosauria; Squamata; Lacertidae. The record is from RefSeq and is a predicted model, not a curated record.
UCCUGGAGGGAAAGGGGUCCUCGCAGAGGGGGGAGGGGCUGGGAUCCGCGGGAGGGAGGGAGGCCCCCCAAGGAGGAAGCGGAAGAAGAACCCCCCAGCAGCAUCAGGAGGAGGACCCCUUUAGCAGGAGGAGCCGGUGGGGCAGCCGGGAGAGGGAGCCCCCCUCAUGGGAGCAGCCGCCUCCAGCCAAAGCCCCCCGGAAAUCCCACUGGGGGGCAGCCCCAAGAGGGAAGCGGGGACGCGGGUGCUGCUGACUCCGCCAAGGCAGAGCAGCCCCGAGCAGGGGCCCCCCCACAGGCCGCGGGGCUGGGGGGAGUGGGACUCAGCCAGGCACGGGGUCCGCUCCCCCGGCAGCCCCCCUCGGGGUGGGAGCUGGUGGGGUGAGGCUGAGAGGAGGCGUGGGGAGAGCCCCGGCCGAGAGGAAAGGGGGCGCGGGAGGCAGGCCGAGGAGGGACCCCGGGACGAGGCGCCCUGGGGCGGCUCGGAGCACGGGGGCGUUUUGGGCAGCCUGGAGCGGCUGGCAUGGGAGCAGGGUGGGGACCAGUGGAGGAACCCCGACUGGGUCAAGGACCAACCCGCCACCCUCGCCAGGGGCGGAAGCCCCGCAAGGUCCGACCGGCAGCACAGCCAGAGCAGAGACCCCGACGGCUGGGGCAGCUCUGCCAGUUUCCAGAGCGGGUGGGCGGCCGACGGAACCGAGGAGGGCACCCCCGAGAUGGAGGAGGAGCUGGGGUGGGACGCUGCCGGAGAGGACGGUGUGCCAGCAGGCUCAGACGGCGCCCACCCCACCCCGCAGGAGUGGACGCCGUGCCAGGAGGUGGUGGACUACUGGACGAGGGCGUGCCGCACCUGCCUGAGCUUCCGCCAGAGGAGGAGGCUCAUGUUGUCCUGCCCGCGCCCCACCUUGCCCGACCGGAGCCACGAGACGCCCGCCCUCAACGCCGACAUUGCCAGCCUGGGCGUUGCGCCGCAGCAGAGGGCAGAUCUGGUCGAUGCCCAGAAACUGGGCUGGCUCCAGGACGAGGUUCUGGACACGCUGGCCCCGGCCAUGAGCGUCUACGAGAUGGCCGAAGAGGCCCUGGAGAAGCGGGCGCCUGUGGACCCCCUGGAAUUGCGGGAGUGCGCCCAGCGCCUCCUCCGCCUCCUGGGCAGCCUGAGCGCCCGGCUGACCCUCCAACGCCGCGUCAAGGCCCUGCGCGCCAUCAACCCCCGCCUGCAGUCCAUCUGCUCCAAGAUGACCAGCCGCAAUUGCAACGGGAUGCUCUUUGGCGAGGACAAAGUCCAGCUCCUGAAGGAGCUGCUGGCCAGAUUCCCCCAGCUCACCCAGAACAACACCACCUACAAGCGGACCCGCACUCAGCGCCGGAAGAGCAAGGUGUACAGUGGCCAGCCACCCCAAGGCGCAGGAACUCAAGGUGGUGGAAUGCUAUGCUUCAAGGAGGAGUUCCAGCAGACGGACACCAUCUCACAAGGAGAAGAUGCCGCCACCACCUGCUGCCCCACUUGCACCCCAAGACCUCCUGUCGUCCCCCCCCAACCGCGCCAGGAGCAAAGCGGAGAAGGAAGAGGGGCCCCCGCCACUGGUGACCUCUCCCGUGGCCUCUUUGGGGGGCCCGGCCAGUUUGGGGGUUUCGGCGACCCACAGCCACCCCACGCCGAGUGGUGGGGGGCGGAAGCAGGACCUGCGGCUGCCCAAGAGGAGACCCCCAGGGAGACGCUACCAGUGCUCUGGGGACGGCUGCCGCUUGGCCUGCCGCAGCAUGAAGGAGCUGCUGGAUCACAUUCGGGUUCAUUAUCGGCCCACACAGUCGAUGGAGGGGAAGAUUUUCCGCUGUUCCUCCCCGGGCUGCGUGGAAUCGUUCCCCAACAUGCAAGUUCUCAUGGAACACAUCAAGGUGCACUACAAGCCCAACCGCUACUUCAAGUGCGAGAACUGCAUGACGCGUUUCCGGACGUACCGGUCCCUCUUCAAGCACCUCCACAGUUGCUCCUCCGCCGGAACCGCCGCCGGUGCUGCCGCCGCCGCCGCCGACACCCCGCCCCUGGCACCGGAGAAGCCCCUCCCGGAAAAGGAGCCCCCCGGGAAGCUGCUGGAGGUCCUCCCCAAACUGCAGACGGUCAUACAGCAGCUCAGGAAGCCAGCCAUCCUCCCCGGCCAGAUGGAGGCCCCGCCGCCGGUCCCCGACCCGCUCCCUGCCGGCCCCCUGGGGCCCUUGCCUGCCCUGCCCCCGGGGCCCCACGCCUUUCCUCUGCUGGAGCCCUCCCUCUUCGGACCCCCGCCACCCCUGGCCAGGUUUCCAGGGCCGGCUCCCCACACGCUCCCGGGACCCUUCCUGCCUUACGUCCAUCCGGGGAGCUACGCCUUGCCUCCCGCCGCCGUCCAGAGCCGCCUCCGUCCCUUCCUGCCGGGACAGGGACUCCCCAUCUCCAACGCCGUCUGGAAGAAAAGCCAGGGGCACUCCUCCAACAGCCGCAUCGUGUGGGAGCACACGCGGGGGCGCUACAACUGCCUGCAGUGCUCCUACUCGACGGCGUCGCGGGAGGAGGUCACCCAGCACGUCGAGGACCACCGCAAGAACCCCUCCCCGCCCGGGCGCCUGGACGGAGAAAUGGACUUUGGGGUGGGGCUCCCCUCGUUCCACCCCCGACUGACGCCGGAAGUGGAGAACACCCUCUUCUCCCCGCUGUGAGGCUUCCACGGUGCUGACCCCCCCUCGUUUUGUCACCAUCUUCAUCCCCCCUUUUAAGGUGCAGUGAGGAUGGUGGGGGGGGGGUCCUGGCUCCUCCCACCCCCCACCCCCCCAAAAAAGGGGUAGAGGGUGCAGACACCCCCAGGAGGUCUUUCCUCUCCAACCCCCCACAGAAUGCGUGCGCAUAAAUGGAUGGUGUUUGAUGGGAAGGGGGUUGAAAUUUAAUUAUUGUUGAUAUUAAUUUAAUCUAGAACUUUUUCCGGUGCAUUCUUCUUCCCUCUUUUUUCUCCCCUCCCCCCAAAAAAUGGUUUCUCUUGCUUUAAAGGCAAAAUGCUCAUCCCCCCCCCCGUUCUCUUGGUGAGGAGACCUCCAGCCCCUCCUUCCCUAAAGCCGAUGAUCAGGUUUGCUCAGGUUUGUUAUAGUGGGCUAUUUGCUGCUUUUGCAAAAAAACACAAAAAACCAGAAAUAAAAUGGGGAUUGUACAGAAAA